AGUGGCGGGGCCGGGGGGCGGCUCCGCGGGGAGUGCCCGGAGCGGGCUGCGACGACCCCAGUGCGCCAUGGCCUCCCUGCGUGUCCUGCUGCGCGGCUUCCGCGGCCCGCUGCUCGCCUGGGCCGGCUGCUCGGCGCCGCGCUCCUUCGCCGCGGGUGCUAACUUUGAGUACAUCGUCACAGAGAAAAAGGGGGAGAAUGGCACCGUGGGGCUCAUCCGGCUGAACCGGCCCAAAGUUCUCAACGCCCUGUGCGGCGGCCUGAUCAUGGAGCUCAACCAGGCCCUGGACGCCUUCGAGGACGACCCAGCCGUGGGGGCAAUCGUCCUCACCGGCGGGGAUAAGGCGUUUGCAGCCGGAGCUGAUAUUAAGGAAAUGCAGAACUAUACGUUCCAGAGCUGUUAUUACCACAAUUUCCUGGCCCGCUGGGACCACCUGACCCAGGUCAAGAAGCCGGUGAUAGCUGCCGUCAACGGUUACGCUCUGGGUGGAGGCUGUGAGCUCGCCAUGAUGUGUGACAUCAUCUACGCCGGGGAGAAAGCCCAGUUUGGGCAGCCCGAGAUCUUACUGGGAACUAUCCCAGGUUCCGGGGGCACGCAGAGACUGACCCGCGCCGUGGGGAAGUCGCUGGCCAUGGAGAUGGUCCUCACCGGCGACCGCAUCUCAGCCCAGGACGCCAAGCAGGCAGGUCUUGUAAGCAAAGUUUUUCCUGUUGAAACAUUGGUGGAAGAAGCCAUCAGAUGUGCAGAAAAAAUUGCCAGCAAUUCUAAAAUUGUGUCAGCAAUGGCCAAAGAAUCGGUGAACGCAGCUUUUGAAAUGACUUUGGCAGAAGGAAAUAAGUUGGAGAAGAAACUCUUUUAUUCAACUUUUGCCACUGAGGACCGGAGGGAGGGAAUGACCGCCUUUGUGGAGAAGAGAAAGGCCAACUUCAGAGACCAGUAGUCGCCGGCCUGGAGGGAGGCAGAGCUGCUGGCCGUUCUCUCUCCAAGGGCAACAACGUGCCACACGUCCUCCCUGCCCGGCCGCAGGUGUGUGCCCGCGGGGGCAGCACAGCGGGGGCACUCACACCCUCUUGGGGCACAGCGUCUGUCCUCGCCCAGCGCUCUCACUGUGUCUGGAGCACGUGCGUGUUCUGGUCUGAUCAUGUUCUUUCAAAUAAAAAUCCCACUGUGGAGCCUUCA
This is a messenger RNA of Choloepus didactylus (southern two-toed sloth), 1179 nucleotides long. RefSeq names its product enoyl-CoA hydratase, short chain 1 (gene ECHS1). NCBI's taxonomy places the organism in Eukaryota, Metazoa, Chordata, Mammalia, Pilosa, Megalonychidae. Gene Ontology annotation, biological process: fatty acid beta-oxidation. The transcript is spliced from 8 exons. Gene Ontology annotation, cellular component: mitochondrion. The record is from RefSeq and is a predicted model, not a curated record. Gene Ontology annotation, molecular function: enoyl-CoA hydratase activity. Bases 68 to 940 code for a protein of 290 amino acids.